AGGAGAGGAGGAUUGAUUGAUCUGGGCUUAUGGCCGGUGCUUAGAGAGGGUUCGGGAGGAGAUGGCGAAGGAGGAAGGAGGAGAUGGCGAAGGAGGAAGGGAAGACGGUAACAGUCAAGAGCUCCGACGGCGAGGUGUUGGAGGUGGUGGAGGCGGUGGCGAAGGAAUCUCAGACGAUCAGACAAAUGAUCGAGGAUGGUUGUGCUGAUUCCGGCAUCCCCUUGUCCAACGUUGCCAACAAUAUCCUGGCGAAGGUAAUCGAGUACUGCAAAAAGCACGUCGACGACAAGAUUCAAGAAGAAGAGCUCAAGGCGUGGGAUGCCGAGUUUGUUGAGGUGGACCAAGCGAUGCUCUUCAAUCUCAUUCUGGUUUUAAAUGAGGAUCUAUGGCUUGUGGAAGGUCAGCAAGAGCGGAUGAUCAAUGGGGCAAAUGUUUGGAACUGGCCUGUGGCAUAUGAUAAGCUUUGAGCAAGGUACAGAAUAUGGAGAGAUGCACUUGAAAGAGGCAACAAGAAGCUUCCAUUCGAGAGGUCAAUUCCCACUUAUUUGGAAGGGAUGGACAAUUGCACUGCAAAGCAUCUCUUCCAAGGAAGGCAACCUUAACUUGAAGAUAUCUGUCCCACAAGGUGAAUGAGGCCAAAAAUGUGCUGAAACUUUGCGAUUUUGGCAAUGCUUUGUUUGCUGGGAAG
Messenger RNA from Nymphaea colorata (pocket water lily), 688 nucleotides. Its product is annotated as SKP1-like protein 1. The transcript is spliced from 4 exons. The record is from RefSeq and is a predicted model, not a curated record. The coding region runs from base 84 to 467 and encodes 127 amino acids. Gene Ontology annotation, molecular function: cullin family protein binding. Gene Ontology annotation, cellular component: nucleus; cytoplasm. Gene Ontology annotation, biological process: SCF-dependent proteasomal ubiquitin-dependent protein catabolic process. Lineage: Eukaryota; Viridiplantae; Streptophyta; Magnoliopsida; Nymphaeales; Nymphaeaceae.